UUGUUAUACGAUCCAAAAAUUUUAUUGAAGAAAUAAUAUAUUUUGAAUUUGAUAUAUUUAAAAUAAAUGAAUUUACAUUUUAAGGUGUAUUUUAAUUUUGAUAAUGAAUUAAUUAUCAAAAGAUUUUCGUUAAUCAAAGAAAAUGCUGAAAGCUUUGAGACUGUCAAAAGUGCAAUAGAAAAUUUAACUAAAAAUCUUAUUAAAUCGAUAAAAUAUAGAGAUGAUGAAGGUGAUAUGAUAACUCUUUCAUCUGAUGAUGAAAUUAAGGAAGCCAUUCUUUUAAAUAGAGAUCAUGUAAUGAAAUUGUAUGUAGAAGGUGAAAAAGUGAUUGAAAUUAAUGUGUCUCAAACUUAUUGCAUGGAUAAUAUAAAUUCUUUAAACCAAAAAGAUAAUUUUUCUGAUGUUAAAUUAAUUAAUGAAAAAACUAAAAUUAAAUGUGAUUACUCUGAAAAAAAUAAUGAAAUUUAUCAUCCUAAUAUUAUUUGUGAUGGAUGUGAAGGCUAUAUUUAUGGGCCACGAUUUAAAUGUUCUGUUUGCUAUGAUUAUGAUUUAUGCUCUACAUGUGAGUCUAAUGGCAAACAUACACAGAAUCAUUUAAUGCUUAAGAUUAACAAACCAACAAACAUUACAAGUUCUGACCUAUAUACACAUAUUUUAGAUUACAAUCUAAAAUCUAAUAAAACUGACAACAAAAGAUCUAGCACUUUUACCUGUUCAACAUCUUCCACAAAUAAUGGCAAAAAUUACUGCAAUAAUACUGCAUCAUCAUGCAAAAGAAAUAGUUAUGAUAAUAAUCAAAAUUUAUAUGAUUUUGGUUCCCUUUUGGGUGGAUUUGAUAAGUUUUCAAAAAAUGGGUUACCUCAUCAAAAUCAGAAAACAUUUGUUCCACCACCUCCCCCACCUCCACCUUUCCCAUUUACAUGCCCUUUUACAUCUGGUUCUUUUAAUUUGCCUAAUUUUAACCUAAAUGGUAAUUUUAAUGCAGGCAGGCAACAAAGAAAUAAUGAUUUUAAUGAUACCUUUACACAAGGCUUUAAUAAAAAUGGUGGCAAUUUCUUUUGGAGUAGUCUGAUGAGAAGUGUUGGUCAGAGCAUCAAUACUCUCUUUGAUCCUUUAGGUAUGGAUGUUCAUGUGGAUAUAGCAUCUCCAAAUAAAGAUUCUGGUCCAAUUUUUUCUAGUAAUAUCAAUAUAAAUUCUACAUCAUUUGAUAAAAAAUCUCCUGCUUCUCCUGAUAAAAAUAACCUUGAUAGGGAUGAAUCAGCAACUGAAGCUAAGGAAAAUGAUAUCAAACAGGAUAAUGGAUACCAACCUAAUAAAAAUCCUAUAUUUAAUCCCUUUGAUUAUAUUAAAAAUGUCACUGACAUAAUUAUUCCUAACAUAAAAAUCAAUAUAAAUGGUCAAAAUAUAAAUCCUUGUGACACAUCAUCCAUCAAUCUAGGUUCAGCUGAAACUAAUAUCAAUACUGUAGAAGAAUCUAAAUCUACAAAUCAAGAAACUUUGCCUAAUAUAAAUAUUGACCAAGAAUCUUAUACUAAACCUGAUAUAUAUAAUUUAGAAAAUAUUAAAUCUGAAGUUAAAGAUAUUAUAGAUGAUGGUGAAGUAUCACACAAAGAGAAAGAUAAGACAAAAGAUAAUAAAGCUACAAUUUUAGAAGAUGAAACCUCAAAAAUAACAAUGACUGAGGAUUAUGUUGAAGGUUCGGAAGAUGAUGAAAUGGAUAUCAUUGAAAAAUAUAACGAUUACAUUGAUAUACAUGAGGAAGCUCUUAAAGAAUACAACUCCUGGCACAUGGUGAACAAAGAAGAAAUUUUGAACUCGACCUCAAUCCCACUUCCCUCAUCAUCAUCCAGUGUCAACUUACUCUCCAACUCAUUAUCUAGAUCGGCUAUCUCUACCACUCAGCAACAAGAGGGACACAAAGAAGUUACAGAACCUGCUGUUUUAGCAGAAGAGGACCUUCCUACUGAAACUCCUAAAAAACAAUUGCACGAAAAUAACUAUUAUCACUCAUCAAUAACCGACAAUGAUUUGGAUAAAAAUUCUGAUACCAAAGCCGCAUUAGAUAAAGCCCUCAAGCAAUUAGAAUCCAUGGGGUACGUUAAUGAAGGCGAGUGGUUAACACAGUUGCUUAGGAUGAAGCAGUAUGAUAUUCACAAAGUAUUGGACAUUAUUCAUCCUUAUUAAUAAAAUUAUUAUUCAGAAAAAUUUUAAAAUAUAAAUGUUUUUUUGUUCUCAAAUAUAUUUAAUCAUAUUUUUUUUGUAGUUAACAAAAAAAUCUAGUAGUAGAUUUAGACAAAAUUUAGUAGCUAUCAAUAAUAUUAAAAAUUUAUAUAAUUAUCCUUUAUUAGAUGAUAAUUGCAUCAAAUAUAAAUAUGAUAAUGUAAUCCCAUUAAACCUUUUCACUUUUAUCAUUUAUUUUUUGGUCCCUUCUUAGGGAUUUUAUUUAUUUUUUAAAAUCCUAAUUUGUAUUGUGUUAUAUCAUAUAAAACUAUGCCUAUUUAUAUUUAUUAAAAAAACAUAUAGUCACUACCUUAUUUUUUAUUCUUACCUUAUUUUAAAAUGUUAAUAUAUUUAAAUCUGAUAUCAAAUAUAAUAUAUAAAAACCAAUUUAUAAAUCUAUUAUUUUAUAAUUCUGAUUUAUAUUUUUAAAAAUAUUUUAAUAUAUAAAAUAUCGUCAAAAUAAAUCUUUUUAAAAUUUUA
This is a messenger RNA of Gordionus sp. m RMFG-2023, 2700 nucleotides long. RefSeq lists its product as uncharacterized. Bases 67 to 2184 code for a protein of 705 amino acids. Gene Ontology annotation, biological process: mitophagy; endosome organization; aggrephagy. Lineage: Eukaryota; Metazoa; Nematomorpha; Gordioida; Chordodea; Parachordodidae. The transcript is spliced from 7 exons. Gene Ontology annotation, molecular function: zinc ion binding; protein kinase C binding; K63-linked polyubiquitin modification-dependent protein binding. The record is from RefSeq and is a predicted model, not a curated record. Gene Ontology annotation, cellular component: amphisome; aggresome.